Bombina bombina (fire-bellied toad) is the source of this 1626-nucleotide messenger RNA. It is a transcript of the gene WARS1, whose product is annotated as tryptophanyl-tRNA synthetase 1. The record is from RefSeq and is a predicted model, not a curated record. Gene Ontology annotation, cellular component: cytoplasm. NCBI's taxonomy places the organism in Eukaryota, Metazoa, Chordata, Amphibia, Anura, Bombinatoridae. Gene Ontology annotation, biological process: tryptophanyl-tRNA aminoacylation. Gene Ontology annotation, molecular function: tryptophan-tRNA ligase activity; ATP binding.
ACUAUGAUUCAUUCCUCACAACAAGCAAAGCACAAUGUGACAUUUUCACGAUAGUAUCCCAGGAAGCCGGGCAGAUUACCUGGGUGCACACAGUGAGGAGCAGCAGCUUUUCUAAUGCUCAUCAUAACAUCAGAGCCUGGUCAUUCCACAACUUUCUCCACCCGGAAACACGAAGAUAAAACCGUGCGUAUGUAUGUUCCUGAUCAAUAUAAUCUAGCUGGCUGAGUUGUUGGGGAACAAUAAAGACGAUACAUUCCACUGACGAGAUUAAUCAUGGCAGAGCAGGAAAACUGCAGUUCUAAGCCUCUCACUCCAUUAGAGCUGUUUAAUAAAGUAACAACACAAGGCGAAAAAGUGCGAGUGCUGAAGACAGAAAAAGCACAAAAGGAUGACAUUGACGCUGCCGUCAAGCUUCUGUUGGCUCUAAAAGUGGAAUAUAAGAGUGCGACUGGACAGGAUUAUAAGGCUGGUUCUCCCCCUGCAGAUAACACACCCGUAAUCAACAAUGGUCCAUCAGCUGCAGAUAAUGGAGAUGAUUUUGUUGACCCAUGGACAGUGCAGACAGGCAGUGCAAAGGGUGUGGACUAUGACAAGCUUAUUGUUCGAUUUGGGAGCAGUAAAAUUGAUAAGGAACUUAUUGAUCGAAUUGAAAGAGUCACAGGCAAAAAGCCACAUCACUUUUUACGGAGGGGGAUUUUUUUUUCUCAUAGAGACAUGCACCAGAUCCUUGAUGCAUAUGAAAACAAGAAGCCUUUUUACCUCUAUACAGGAAGAGGACCGUCUUCAGAAGCGAUGCAUGUGGGUCACCUCAUCCCGUUUAUCUUUACAAAGUGGCUUCAGGAAGCGUUUGAUGUUCCAUUGGUUGUCCAGUUAACAGAUGAUGAAAAAUACCUGUGGAAAGACUUGACCACAGAGAAAGCUUAUCAGUAUGCAGUAGAAAAUGCCAAGGACAUCAUAGCAUGUGGUUUUGACAUAAAUAAAACAUUUAUCUUCUCAGACCUUGAAUAUAUGGGAAAUAGUUCAGGAUUUUACAAAAAUAUUGUGAAGGUUCAAAAACAUGUGACGUUCAAUCAAGUAAAGGGAAUCUUUGGCUUUACAGAUAGUGACUGCAUCGGAAAAAUCAGUUUUCCCGCCAUCCAAGCUGCCCCUUCUUUCAGCAGCUCCUUCCCAGAAAUAUUUAAAUGCAGAAACGACAUUCAGUGCCUCAUUCCUUGUGCCAUUGACCAGGAUCCAUAUUUCAGAAUGACAAGAGAUGUGGCCCCCAGAAUUGGCUUCCCAAAACCAGCCUUACUACAUUCAACAUUCUUCCCAGCUCUGCAAGGAGCGCAAACAAAAAUGAGCGCCAGUGACUCCAACUCUUCCAUCUUUCUUACCGACACACCCAAACAGAUCAAAACAAAGGAUUAUACAAGUGGGGCAAUGUUGACUGGUGAACUUAAGAAAUUAUUAAUAGACACAUUACAGCCAUUGAUAGCAGCACAUCAAGAGAGAAGAAAACAGAUAACCGAAGAGACGGUGAAGCAAUUUAUGACUCCAAGGAAACUGGCAUUUGACUUUUAGUAUAUUUUAAACCAGUGUAUAUUAUUAAUUAUGUACUGUAAUUUAUCAAUAAAUACAAUGAUCAUG